Dothidotthia symphoricarpi CBS 119687 is the source of this 853-nucleotide messenger RNA. RefSeq lists its product as uncharacterized. The transcript has a single exon. Lineage: Eukaryota; Fungi; Ascomycota; Dothideomycetes; Pleosporales; Dothidotthiaceae. The record is from RefSeq and is a predicted model, not a curated record. Bases 75 to 764 code for a protein of 229 amino acids.
AUUUCUCUCAACUUCAAAUUCUCAGCGUCAUCGCCUCACAGACCACAACCCUAGAAUGCUCCAUCUGCAGCUGUAUGAGCUUCGUCACGGCUUGCUUUCCUAUGUGCAGGCGUCUUUCCAAAUCUCCACAUUCCAGAUUGUCCUUUGUCUCUCUUCUCGUGUUGUUUCGUCAUACUCUUCCUGACCAGUCCUUCUCGUGUCCUUUCUUUAUUGUCGAUCUCCUCGACCGUAGAUGUAUGAACCAGCAACUCCGCAGGUCAAUCAUCUCUUUGACUUGUAGGAGGCAUAACUCGGUGGAGGUAUUGUACCGUAUCCAGACAACGAUUGCAACAAUUGACGCAGUGGAUAUCUUCACAUCCGCCGUAGCGACGCAUAGUGGCGACGACAAACGUUUUUCCCACAUACGGUGGCACCCGAGUAUCCCGAGAACAUCUCAUAUUGGAAUACGUUCUCUAGGGGUGUAUGUUGAGCAGAUGGAGUACUGCAGAAAGUCAAGGUUUGUACCUUCGUGGCGCUUUUCGACAUGCAACUCUGCAAUAUCGCCCUUACAAUGUGUCACUCUUCGUCCUCGACUCUUUUUGAAUGAUACUCAUAUUCAUACCGAUGUAAUACCGCACGAGCCACCAUUCCGUCAGCAUAUUUACAUUCUUCUUCUUUCCAUCAAUCCUCAGUAUUAUCAGGCCAGCUUUAGCUCAAGAUCCUUUCGGUUACUUUUUCCGCUUACGUGGUUACCAAACCACAGUAGUGGACAGCAGGUGAUGUAAUUGUGGACGUCAAAUGAGCCUGUCGCAUUUCUCAGAAAACUUAAUCAAUCGAGUGGUUUGUUUGGUACCGUAGCUGAGACGUGAGCUCC